AUGGAGGUGAAUGCGGCUGAAAAACGCCAUCGAACACGAUCCAAAGGAGUCCGAGCUGCUGUGGAAGCUGUAACACAGGAGUUAUUCAGCUGUCCCACCCCCGGAUGUGAUGGCAGCGGUCACGUGAGCGGGAAGUACGCCCGACAUCGCAGUGUCUACGGCUGCCCGCUGGCCAAGAAGAGGAAGGCUCUGGAAAAACAGCCGCUGGAGCCAGCUGCCAAGAGGAGGCCCUUCCUCACCUCCUGCACGGGCGAGGAGGAGGAGGGGGAGGAUGCCGAGGAAGGCGAGAGAGAAGGAGAUGAGGAAGACGGGGAGGUGGAGGACGAGUUCUCGGAGGACAACGAGGAUCAGGAAGAGGAGGAGGAGGUAGAGGUGGAGAGAGCAGAUACAACAAUGGGAGGGGAGCGGGAGGAGGAAGAGGGUAUGGACGAGGAGGAGGAAGAAGUGGACGAUGGUGAUGAUGAGGAGGAGCAGGAGGACGAGGGAGAGGAAGAUGAGCAGGAGGAGGAGGAAGAGGAGGAGCAGAAUCAGAACCACUACAAACCCAGUGGACAAUCAAAGCUCAUUCCAGUUCAGAAGGACGACAACAACAACAGCUGCACCAUCAGCGUCGGCAACGGCACCGGAGAAGAGUACGAGAACUACGACGAACUAGUUGCCAAGUCGCUGCUCAACCUGGGCAAGAUCGCCGAAGACGCUGCCUACCAGGCCAUGACUGAGUCCGAGAUGAACAGCACCUCGUCCAACAGCGCCGGAGAGGACGAAGACGACGACGAGGAUGACGGCAGCGAGCAGGGCGACAGGAAGGGUGAGCUGAGCGUGGACCUGGACAGCGACGUGGUCAGGGAGACGGUGGACUCCCUGAAACUCCUUGCACAGGGUCACGGUGCCAUGCUGCCCGAGGAUGGCUACCCGGACGGCACCAUGGUGGACGAUGGCGGCCAUGCUAACGGGCGGCCUGAUCUUGGGGUCAGGGUUCAGGCCGAAGAGAGCGAGGAGGAGGUGUGUCUCAGCAGCCUGGAGUGUCUGAGGAACCAGUGCUUCGAUCUGGCUCGGAAACUGAGUGAGACGCAGCCGUCUGAUCGCCCCGCCCUCCACCACCAACACCACCAACACCACCAACAACACUGCCAGCAGGGUGCACAGGAGGAGCCCAGGUCUCUGGAGCGCAGCUACUCUGACAUGGUGAACCUGAUGAAGCUGGAGGAGCAGCUGAGCCCGGCGUCCAGAGGUUACCCCACCAGCUGCAGCCAGGAGGGCGACGAAGACACCACGUCGGUGGCUUCUGACCGCUCGGACGAGACCUUCGACAUGGCCAAGGGAAAUCUGUCGCUGCUGGAGAAGGCCAUCGCCCUGGAAUCGGAGAGAGCAAAGGUCAUGAGAGACCGGAUGGCCUCAGAGCACGUGUUGCCCCGCCGGGAUCCCCAUCAUCAUCGUGGCCAUGGUGAGCACAGCCCCAGGCUGAGCAGUGCCGCCGAGGAGCGCAAGUCCAGGAUGCACAACGACGGGUUGAAGAGAGCGUACUACCCUAAAGACUCUUCCAGGGGGGAGAAGAAGGAGAGCAAGUGUCCGACGCCGGGCUGUGACGGGACAGGUCAUGUGACGGGUCUGUACCCACACCACCGCAGCCUGUCCGGGUGUCCCCACAAAGACCGGGUCCCGCCUGAGAUCCUUGCCAUGUAUGAAAAUGUUUUAAAGUGCCCUACUCCUGGCUGCUCUGGACGGGGCCAUGUCAAUAGCAACAGGAACUCGCACCGCAGUCUGUCCGGCUGUCCCAUCGCUGCUGCAGAGAAGAUGGCAAAGGUCCACGAGAAAAGUCACUCGACCGACAGCGGCAGCAGCAAGACCAAUCAGACGUCAGACCGUGUCCUCAGGCCGAUGUGUUUCGUCAAGCAGCUGGAGAUCCCUCAGUACGGCUACAAGAACAAUGUCCCGACCAGCACGCCGCGGUCUAACCUGGCCAAGGAGUUGGAGAAAUACUCCAAGACCAGCUACGAUUACGGCGGCUACGAUGGCCAGCACGGCGGCUACGGGAAGAGAGGCCCGACAUCCAAGUCCCACCACGGGCGAGACACCUCCCCGAAGGGAAACGAUGCUAAGCGUUAUUGUAAGACGUCGAGCCCAGCCAGCAGUACGACCAGCAGCUACGCUCCCAGCAGCAGCAGCAGCCUGAGCUGUGGGGGAGGAGGAGGAGGUGGCGGAGGGGGUGGAGGAGGAAGCAGCGCCAGCAGCACCUGCAGUAAGAGCAGCUUCGACUACACCCACGACAUGGAGGCUGCGCACAUGGCGGCCACGGCCAUCCUCAACCUGUCGACGAGGUGCCGGGAGCUGCCGCACGCCCUUGGAGGGAAACCCCAGGACCUGCUGACACAGGUAAGUCCGGUUGGUGAUCUGGAGGACAGCGGCGCAGUGGAUGUGGCCGGUCAGCCCGGCGGUCCGGAGGGCAGCGGGACGGUCUUAACCCCCCUGCAGCCGAUGUCGCCCCAGCGGCAGGCCCUGCUCAGCAGCCGCUGCUACCAGCUGAGCGAGGCCGACUGCUGGGACCUGCCCGUCGACUACACCAAGAUCAAACGACUGGGAGACGAGCAGGACCACAAAGAGGUAACAGGAAGCGAUGAGCUGGACCCCUUCCAGGAGCUGCUGGACGAGCAGCGCUACCCGGCCGAGCUGACCAUGCCCAGCCCCAAACACCACAAAUACCCGCCCUGCAAGGAGAGCAAGAAGGAGCUGAUCACGUUGUCGAGCUGCCAGCUGGCCGACAAGAACAUCCGCGGGAUGAUGACGACCAACUCACAAGAACUGAAGUGUCCAACCCCCGGGUGUGAUGGAUCUGGACACAUCACUGGAAACUAUGCCUCCCACAGGAGUCUGUCGGGUUGUCCACGUGCCAAGAAGAGUGGCAUCAAAAUCAUCCACAGCAAGGAGGACAAGGACGACCAGGAGCCAAUCAAGUGUCCGGUCCCGGGCUGUGAUGGACAGGGUCAUGUGACGGGGAAGUACGCCUCCCACCGCAGUGCAUCAGGCUGCCCCCUGGCGGCAAAGAGGCAGAAGGACAGCUACGUCAACGGCUCGCAGUUUGUCUGGAAAUCUGGGAAGACGGACGGCAUGACCUGCCCGACCCCGGGCUGCGAUGGCUCAGGACACGUCAGCGGGAGCUUCCUGACACAUCGGAGUCUCUCCGGCUGUCCCCGAGCCACCUCGGCCAUGAAGAAGGCCAGGAUGAGCGGCGUGGAGAUGCUGACAAUCAAGCAAAGAGCAAGCAAAGGCAUCGAAAACGAUGAAGAGAUCAAACAGCUGGAUGAAGAAAUCAAAGAUCUGAAUGAGUCCAACAAUCAAGUGGAGUCUGACAUGAUAAAACUGAGGACACAAAUCACCACCAUGGAGACUAACCUGAAGUCCAUCGAGGAGGAGAACAAGGUGAUCGAGCAGCAGAACGACUCUCUGCUCCACGAGCUGGCCAACCUCAGCCAGUCGCUCAUCAACAGCCUGGCUAACAUCCAGCUGCCACACAUGAGACCGCUGCCACAGAAAGAGGCCCCAGUAAAGCAUAACUGCUGUUUACAGAUGCCUCCCAGAGAGCCAAUGAAUGAACAGAACUUUGACACUUAUGUGAGUACACUGACAGACAUGUACACCCACCAGGACCAGUACCAGAGCCCAGAGAACAAGGCCUUGCUGGAGAACAUCAAACAGGCCGUUCAGGGCAUCCAGGUUUAG
Molecule: messenger RNA, 3717 nt
Organism: Toxotes jaculatrix (banded archerfish)
Lineage: Eukaryota; Metazoa; Chordata; Actinopteri; Toxotidae
Gene: myt1la
Product: myelin transcription factor 1-like, a
Exons: 23
Coding region: 1-3717 (1238 amino acids)
Biological process (GO): regulation of transcription by RNA polymerase II
Cellular component (GO): nucleus
Molecular function (GO): DNA-binding transcription factor activity, RNA polymerase II-specific; zinc ion binding; RNA polymerase II cis-regulatory region sequence-specific DNA binding
Source: RefSeq, a predicted model, not a curated record